CUUUGGCAGUAUGAAAGCAAACACCCCAUCACAAAAUGGGUUGGUUCAGCCACAUACACAUUACUCCUUUCUGAAAACAGCAUCAGAAGGAUUGUCUCAGAAUGACUCUGAUUCUGAAAGUCUUGCUCAGGAGAGACAGUAUCAGCUAGAACUCCAGAAGCGGAUCUGUGAAAGUGAAGAGCUGGUUGGCCAAUCUGAUGAUGGGCUGGAACAGGACAGCCUAGAAGAAGACAGCCUAGAAGAGCAGUCCUCAGCUGGAGAAGAAGAGCUAGAGGUGGGGGAGACACAACGGAUUCCAAAAAGAAGCGGUUGUGGAAAAGAAAACAGCAGAGAGGCAAGUGCCCAAGAGGAAAUUGUGGAUAGAUAUUCUGAGCUGAGAUACAACCCCGACUGGAAAAAUAGCAAAGAGGAAGCCGUAUUUGUUGAGCUGGAUGAAUUGCACCAGGAGGACGAGGAGGAGGAGGAAAUCUUGUCUGUUGUCCCCCACCAUUUGUCCUGCAGCCCUUCCCAGUUCAGGCCCACAUGCAGGGACCAUCAGUUACUGGGAAGACCACAAAAUAUACCACCUGCAUUUAGCAGACCACCCUUGAACUCUUGUGAUCCACCUGCAAAGGUGAGCAGCAGACCUUACAGACUGCACAAUGAUCAAAAGGAAUUAGUAGCCAUUUGCCCUUUUGACGGUGGUUCCAAUCAAUGGAGUGACAGCUCUUCUUCUCCAGUGAAAGAAUUUAAAAGGAAAUAUGGAAAAGACUUCAUAGAAAAGAACAAGCUGACCUUGGGACUAGCUACCCAACAGACCAAUACCUAUUUACAGCUCCAUGGUACAAAGGAAAGGGAAGAACCUCAAGGGCAGGUUUACCAAUACAAAAGACCAGUGGUGGGCAGAACAAACUUGAGCGAAGCUGUGUCCCCGAAAGAAAGCUCUUUGGGUGGAAGCCCUAUCCACAAUGCAUUCAAAACCCAAGUAGAACUAAGAAGCCAGGAUGUUGGAUGUCACAAUAUAUUAGAAUGUGGAAAUAUUCAAACCAGUUCCAGCUCUUAUGCAGAAGUGUCUGAUGUGGAGCCAGGUGGCAGGCGAGGGCUGCACCACCGGUUUUAUCCAAAUCCAUCUGUGCCUGCUCUCUGUCCCUCCAUCACAGAUAACUCCAAGCAGGAUAGCGAGUUUGCUACAGACCCGGCCAACAUUGUUCCUCGGAAUGGCAAGCAAAAUUCCAUGAAUGUAUCCAUUGCUAGGAAUUCUUUUCCACUGAGUUCCUACCAAAGCUCCCUAGGACUUCAUUCACCAUGUACUGGUGAAAAGAAGAAGAAAUAUCAAUACCUUCCUGAAAACUCUGUUGGAUCCCACUACCAAUAUCCGUAUCAGCGUACUGUUUCAGAACCCCUGUCUGUUGCCAGACAUGGCAAGCGCCAGAACCUCCUAAGGCACCAAAGCAUUUCACGUAUUCACCAUGAUGGCAUUCAACGGCCAUUAAAAGGAGAAGUUUUGUGUCAGAACCCCAGACAGAAAUAUACAGAGAAGAUCCCUGGCAGCUAUGCUUCUGGCAACUCAGGGCCUUCCCAGCCACCUGCUCACGACCUGAUCCGAGCCCUUUCUCCAACCACACGGCUCAUCCAGGCUGCAGAGAGGCAGCACCGAGAAAUCUGUCAACUGGCAGAUGAUCACCUUGGUGGAAUCCAGUUCACUAGCAUGUUUCCGCCCAUAAUACAGAGGGGGGAGAGCGACCCACAGCUCAACAAGGAGAGCCACAAAGAGAGCCAACCCCUUAUGAACCGCAGCAAUUCUGAAGGCUACUUGCUUCAGAUGGAAAAGCAAAAGGAGAGGAAGGAAAAAGAGAACAGAAAGGGUUCUAGGACAAAAGGCUACAUGAAGAUGGAUGUGAAGCUUGGAGGCCUUGGACCUGACUAUGAAAUGAUCAAAGAGAAAUCUGAAAAGAUAAAGCAGCAAAAAAAGUAUGCCAAGCAUGUUCAGGAGCACAACAUGAAGAACAUCACAAGUACACGGAAACCACAACCAAGAUCUGAAAUCAAAUCGGCAGCUUCAAGGCAGAAGGCCCUACAAUAUGCCAAGACAAUUCCCAAGCCAAAACUUUUUGUAUCAAGGCCAUUGGAACAAGAGCCUGAAGAUGAGAAACAUCCGGCGCAUACUUUAAAUGGAGCGACCCUCCCUCCCAUCUCAUCUCUGGAAUCACUGCAGAACAGGCAUGAGAAGGAGAAGCAAGCAGUGGCUGCAUUCAAGACCCUGCAUAUCGUAUGA
This is a messenger RNA of Varanus komodoensis (Komodo dragon), 2254 nucleotides long. It is a transcript of the gene JHY, whose product is annotated as junctional cadherin complex regulator. The record is from RefSeq and is a predicted model, not a curated record. Bases 11 to 2254 code for a protein of 747 amino acids. Gene Ontology annotation, biological process: axoneme assembly. NCBI's taxonomy places the organism in Eukaryota, Metazoa, Chordata, Lepidosauria, Squamata, Varanidae. The transcript has 7 exons.